Molecule: messenger RNA, 948 nt
Organism: Eufriesea mexicana
Lineage: Eukaryota; Metazoa; Arthropoda; Insecta; Hymenoptera; Apidae
Gene: gt
Product: transcription factor giant
Exons: 1
Coding region: 1-948 (315 amino acids)
Biological process (GO): regulation of transcription by RNA polymerase II
Cellular component (GO): nucleus
Molecular function (GO): RNA polymerase II cis-regulatory region sequence-specific DNA binding; DNA-binding transcription factor activity, RNA polymerase II-specific
Source: RefSeq, a predicted model, not a curated record
AUGGAUUCUUAUUCCGAGUCAUCGAUGGAGAACGUAAAAGCAUUGGAUUUCACAUCCUCCGUGAAACGGGAUACUAACGUGCAAUGCACAGAUUCGAUAUUGGAUCUUUCUUUCAAGAAACAAAGCACCUCAAGCUCAAGCACACCAAGUUCACCCGGUUCACGUUCAAAUUCACCCGCGAGCACGACGAAACAAGAUCAAACCAGUCGUUUUUUGGAAACCGAACAAAAAAGCCCUUUUGAAAGUCGAACAUUUAUGGUAACGCCGCCGUCAGAGUCAGAAUCCCCGAAAAAAAAUAGAUACGAACCAAUUUAUAAUAGUACGGAUACGCCAGUAAAUGUCAUAGGACAACGCAAUGGUUUCUCUGUUUUACCAAUGAACAUUUCGAUUCCAGUCGUCCCUACAGUAUUGCCAACACUGCUCACGCAAAAUAGCGAGACGAUUAAACCGUCGCUAACUUCUACUACGUCAACGACGUCUUCAGUAGCAUGUUGUAAUGAAGUUGCGUUGUCAAAUUUGUCUACAGACCCUAGCAAAAAGGCGCCAAGACCGUUUAAGGCUUAUCCAAAAGAUCCGUUGUCGCUUAGUGUAGGGACAACUGAAUUAGUGUACGAUCAAAAUUCCAACGAGGCUUAUUCGGAAUUUCGAAAACGAAUGUUGGAAUCGGUUAAAAAGUCAAACGAAGGAACGAACGUGAAAAUGCGAAGAGUCACAAAAAGUCCUGGAUUGCCAACAAGCACUGUUGAUGAGAAGGAUGCGGCCUACUGGGAAAGGAGAAGAAAAAAUAACGAAGCCGCGAAACGAUCCAGGGACGCUCGAAGGGCGAAAGAAGACGAAAUUGCUAUCAGGGCAGCUUUCUUAGAGCAAGAAAACAUGAAAUUAAAAUACGAACUUGUAGCACUUAGGAAUGAAACGGCUAAGCUUAGAUGUAUGGUUUACUCAACUUAA